AUGACCUCAACUGAGACACAGAAUGCCUCUUCUCCAGACGUAAAUCGAGCCGGCGACAAUGGCCACGACGAUGCGAACCAGACCGAGCCUGCGCAGGCAGCCGUGCCACAAGCAUCCCAGCACCAUUCCUUAAGGCACCAUCUCCUUGGUCCGUCCUUGACAAAGGCUGGUCAAGACGGCGUCGAUCAGAAAAAAGUCUCUGAGAUUAUCUACGAAGCCUCGAAGGGCUCGAAAUAUUUCAAUAACGAGGAGGUCAAAGACAAAACCCUGACGCUGAAGAUCGACCGCAUUCUCAAACAGAAGGCUCAAUUGGAGAAGCUGGACCUGAGGUCAGACCAGCGUCGAGCAGAUGACUAUAUUGCCUCUCUCGAGCUAUCAAGAGACUUGUCACAGUAUGUUGUGCACAUUGAUUGUGACGCAUUCUACGCAGCUGUCGAGGAAAUCGACCGCCCCGAGCUGAAGACUGUGCCCAUGGCUGUUGGCCAGGGUGUACUGACGACGUGCAACUACGAGGCUCGCAAGUAUGGAUGCCGCAGCGCCAUGGCUGGCUUUGUUGCCAAGAAGCUCUGUCCCCAGCUGAUAUGUCUUCCGUUAAAUUUUGACAAGUACACCGCGAAGGCAAAUGAAGUCAGGGCCAUAUUAGGCGAAUAUGACCCGCGUUUCGAAAGUGCCAGCAUUGACGAGGCGUAUUUGAACAUCACAGACUAUUGCAAUGCCCAUCACAUUGACCCAGAAGCUGCAAUCGAGCAACUCCGGAACGAGGUCCGCGAGAAAUGCAAGAUCACCAUCUCUGCUGGCAUCGCACCAAACGCGAAAAUGGCCAAAAUCUGUUCCAACAAGAACAAACCUAACGGCCAAUUUCGGAUUCCCAAUGAUCGAGCUGCCGUCAUGUCAUUCAUGUCGACUCUUCCCGUCCGCAAGGUCAAUGGAGUCGGCCGAGUGUUUGAGCGCGAACUUGAAGCCAUCGGCAUUAAAACAUGCGGCGAAAUUUAUGCCCAGCGAUCCUACUUGGCCAGACUAUUUGGAGAAAAAGCAUUUCAAUUCCUGAUACAGACUUAUCUCGGUUUGGGUCGGACGGUGGUACAACCUGCAGACGAAUAUGAACGGAAGAGUGUUGGUACAGAAAGCACAUUCCGAGAUAUCAGCAGUAAAGAAGAGCUCCGUGAAAAGUUACGGCAUACCGCGGAAGAGCUAGAAAAGGACAUGGCUCGCGUCGAAGUCAAAGGGCGAACGCUUGUGCUCAAGGUCAAGCUUCACACGUACGAAGUCUUCACGAGACAGUUCGCUCCACCCAAAGCGGUCCAUCUCGCAGAAGAUCUGUAUAAUUACAGCGUUCCAAUGUUAGCUAAGCUCGAGAGGGAGAUCCCGGACUUCAGGCUCCGUCUGAUGGGGCUACGCUGUACGCACCUCGUCAGCACGAAGAAAAACACGGGUGACUUCUUCCGUCGGAAGGUCAACACUACGCAAGCUAACGAGAAACCGAACGAUGGCGGCGAAUGGGAAGUCUGGCCAGACGCUGAGUUUGAGGACGCAGCACGACAGGAGCGACAAGAGGAGAUGGAGGAGCUCGAGCGAUUGAGCCAGGAACAAGAACAUCGGCAGCAACACGCCGAUGAGCCAGGCUUCGAAGCCGACUUGGGAGAGGGAUAUACUUCCACGGCGGAUUGGCACGAACCUUUCGGGCGAUACAAAUACGGCAGUGAGCCCAAUUCCCCUGCUUCAGUCGCCAAAGCCGGGCAUUUGAGGAAUCAAGGUGCAGCACCGUCCGCACGCAAGCAGAACGCCACCCAGUUAUGGGAGUGUCCGAUCUGCCAACUUCCGCAACCAGCCAAUGACCGGGAUUUCAACCAUCACAUAGACCUGUGUCUUUCAAGGCAGACAAUCAAGGAGGCUGUCGCCGAAACUGACGGACCUUCUCGCGGCACCUCUUCCCGCUCAUCGCCCGAGGUCGUGGUGCCAGGGAGGUCCCGCUUGACGAAUACAACCAACGGCAAGGCGAAGAGGAAGGCUGCCGGCAGCAUAUCUGUACCCGGCGAGGUUGCUCCAGGGAGGAAACAGAAGAAGUUGUUUUUCACGUAA
Messenger RNA from Cladophialophora carrionii CBS 160.54, 2079 nucleotides. RefSeq lists its product as uncharacterized. Gene Ontology annotation, cellular component: nucleus. The record is from RefSeq and is a predicted model, not a curated record. Gene Ontology annotation, biological process: error-prone translesion synthesis. Gene Ontology annotation, molecular function: DNA-directed DNA polymerase activity; damaged DNA binding. Bases 1 to 2079 code for a protein of 692 amino acids. The transcript has a single exon. NCBI's taxonomy places the organism in Eukaryota, Fungi, Ascomycota, Eurotiomycetes, Chaetothyriales, Herpotrichiellaceae.